Messenger RNA from Cryptomeria japonica (Japanese cedar), 2322 nucleotides. RefSeq names its product cysteine-rich receptor-like protein kinase 43. Gene Ontology annotation, biological process: protein phosphorylation. NCBI's taxonomy places the organism in Eukaryota, Viridiplantae, Streptophyta, Pinopsida, Cupressales, Cupressaceae. Gene Ontology annotation, molecular function: ATP binding; protein kinase activity. The transcript has 7 exons. The coding region runs from base 225 to 2273 and encodes 682 amino acids. The record is from RefSeq and is a predicted model, not a curated record.
AAGGCAAGGCACCUUAUCCAAAAAUGUUAUGUUUGUAAAAGUACUUAAAAUGAAAAAAUAUUACUCAAGUUCAUCAAAAACCUAUGUGCUAUUGAAAUAAGGGGCUUGAAGAAGUUUAUUUAAAGCUGCUAAAAGGAAAUUUUGUGAAGUAAUUCCUUGCAUUCUUUGAGAGAGAGUCUUAUAUGUUAGCCUCGUUUAGAGAGAAUUCUAGACGCUAGGAAAACAUGCAGAUUGCUUACCGUGCAAAAUAUCCUGUAUCCGUCUGUGCUGUGCUCUUCUUAUCCAUUGUUUGCAAUGCACAGUUAACGUUUAACGAUGUUCAUCUCUAUAUCUGUAGCACCAAGAACUAUACAAGCACUAAAUUGGAGAGUAAUCUGAACUCAGUUCUUAAUAAUCUUGUAAGCAAUACAUCAUCAUCAUCAAAUGGUUUCAACACCUCUGUCUAUGGCCGAACUCCAGACAAAGUUUAUGGUCUUCUCCAAUGCUGGGGAGACGCAACAGUGGCGGAAUGCUUCAACUGUUCCAACUUGGCAAGAACCAGUGUUCGCCAGGAAUGUAGAAAUGCCAUAGGCGCUAGAGCUUGGCUGCCCAGGUGCUUCAUACGCUACGACAAUUACGACUUCAUCGGAAUACUUGAUACCGAGAUGAAGCUUGCUUACAAUGGAAAAAAGGUCACAGUUGACCCUGAUGGGUUUAGUACGGCGGUUUGGGGGUUUCUCACAAAGCUGUCAAUUGAAGCCGUUGGAUCUCCUCGUCGCUAUUCUUCUGGAUCGAUAACUACCUCUACAUUUCAGCAGAUAUACGGUCUGGUUCAAUGUUGGAGCGAUUUAACUUCUGUUAGAGACUGCAAAACAUGCUUAAAAAAUGCAAUUGGUGAGUUGUUAAAUGUGACGGGAGAUGGAACUCAUAUUGGAGGUGAGGUCGCCUUCGGAAGUUGCGUUGCUCGUUACGACACGUACACCUUCUUCGAUCCUGCCUCUGCACCGUCACAGCCUCCCUUCCAAUUGCUUUCUCCCCCAUCACCUCUAAAACCAAAAUUUUUUUCAAACAAAAUAGAUAUAGUUCUGGGUACUCUCGGCGGCUUCUUGGUGAUGUUAUUGCUAUGCCUGUUUGCAGUCAGAAGAAAGUUCAAAUCUGCGGUAUUAUGGAAGCCACCCUUCUUAAGGAAAGAGAAUCCAGAUACAGAUGUGUUCUCAGCGAUCGGCGAGGAACAUGUAAUGAUGUUCAAGUUGGAAAAUAUCAAGGCAGCAACUAGAGAUUUCCAUGAUGAUAACAAGCUUGGAGAAGGGGGAUUUGGCUCUGUAUACAAGGGAACAAUGCUAGAUGGAAAACAAAUAGCAGUAAAGAAGCUUUCUUUAAAAUCUUUGCAAGGGAAAAAUGAGUUUCUAAAUGAGGUUAAAUUGGUGGCCAAAAUUCAGCAUCGAAAUCUUGGGAAAUUACUUGGAUGUUGCACAGAGCAAUUAGAACGAUUGCUGGUUUAUGAGUUCUUGGUUAACAAGAGUCUUGACAAGAUACUAUUUCAUCCAGAGAGAAGAAAAGAGCUUGACUGGCCAAAGCGUUUGAACAUCAUAUGUGGAAUAGCUCGUGGGCUUCUAUACUUGCAUGAAGAUUCUCACCUACGAAUCAUCCAUCGUGAUAUCAAAGCAAGCAAUAUUCUUCUUGAUGAGAAAAUGGAGCCAAAAAUAUCAGAUUUUGGCUUAGCAAGACUGAUUGGUCAAGAUGAGAGUCAUGUUGAGACAAGGGUUGCAGGAACAUAUGGUUAUAUGGCACCAGAGUAUGCUAUGCAGGGUCAAUUAUCUACUAAAGCUGAUGUGUAUAGUUUUGGUGUUGUCAUUUUAGAAAUCAUAUUUGGAAGAAAGAAUACUGAUAAAAGAUUAUUUCCUGAAUUUCAAAGCUUGAUAGAUUGGGUAUGGAGAUCUUACCAUGAAGGAAAUAUAGUGAAUGUGAUUGAUAGAGAAAUAGUAGAGUUUUUCUCUAAUGAGCAAGUUUCAAGAUGUAUUUAUGUAGGUCUUUUAUGCUCACAAGCCAAUGCAUCACUUCGUCCACCAAUGACUACGAUUUAUGCAAUGCUUUCAAACCCUUCUAUGGAGAAGUUACUAGAUCCAACAAACCCUGCUUAUCUAAGUCUUGAACAAAAUGCAAUUCCACGUAGAUCAUAUACAUCUAAAUCAAUGUCAAUAACUACAAGUACAACGCCAUCUACUUCAUCUACCUCUCAUUUACUCCCCCCAUCUAUCAUCAAUUCAUCAAUAACCAGUUUAGAUCCAAGAUAAUCCUUUUUACUUUUUCUUAUAUAAUAAUUUCAAAGCUUUGAAUAGCAAC